AUGAGUUCUAAUUCAAGAAGAAUCAAAUUUAUAUCUAUAUCUGUUCCUAUUUUAUAUGGUAACCAUGCUAUUAAAUUAACUCCUGAUAAAAGAAAACCUACUACUCCACAAGAUCAUACUCAUGAAUGGACAGUAUUUUUAAAACCAGUAUUAGGUGAUAUUGAUUUAACUCCCUUAAUUAAAAAAGUAACAUUUAAAUUACAUGAAACUUAUGAAAAUCCAAUUAGAUCAAUCGAAACUCCUCCUUAUCAAGUUACAGAAACUGGUUGGGGAGAAUUUGAAAUUAUAAUUAAAAUUCAUUUUCAUCCUGGUGUUGAUUUAGGUAUAAAUGAAAAAAAUUUUCAAAUAUUUCAUGGUUUAAAAUUACAUCCUUAUAAUCCACAACAUCCAAAACGUGAAAAUGGUGAAGUUCAUCUGAUUCUAUAUGAUGAAUUAGUAUUUAAUGAACCGACAGAUAAAGUAUUUGAAAUUUUAACAAGAAAACCAUGUAAUUUAUUACCUUUUAAAUUAUCAUCAGAAAAUAAAAGAGAUCAAGAAUAUAUACGACCAGAUGAAACUGAUGAGCUUAAUAGAUUGGAUGUAUAUAUUGAUAAAAUCAAAGUAGAAAUUGAAAAUCAAAGAAAUCAAUAUAAAGAAUUAGAAGAAGCUAAAAUAAGUUUAAUAAAUUCAUAA
Messenger RNA from Insectozyma verbasci, 672 nucleotides. The record is from the annotation of a GenBank genome assembly. Lineage: Eukaryota; Fungi; Ascomycota; Pichiomycetes; Serinales; Debaryomycetaceae.